Molecule: messenger RNA, 1537 nt
Organism: Mirounga angustirostris (Northern elephant seal)
Lineage: Eukaryota; Metazoa; Chordata; Mammalia; Carnivora; Phocidae
Gene: MRPL48
Product: mitochondrial ribosomal protein L48
Exons: 9
Coding region: 589-1308 (239 amino acids)
Cellular component (GO): mitochondrial ribosome
Source: RefSeq, a predicted model, not a curated record
UAUUUAAGUUCCAGAACAGCCCACAGUUAAGACUGUUGUGCCGAUCGUAAUUAUUAAUAGCAUCCUCUUAGGGUCUCAAAGCUAUUUAGGUCGGACAAUAAAUUAUAUGGUCAUCCUAUCUCUAAGGAUCUGUGAUUUUCAAUGGCUCUGAGAUCCUAACCACGGGCAUUAGGACCUUGGAAAGGUUUUGUGAUGACAUCACCUCUAGAAAACUAAAAGCCACCUGCCUCCAGGGAACUGGAGACAGUGCAGGAAACCUCAGCACUUCACACAGACGCCCAGCUCCCAAGUGGUAAAUCACUCUUUCCACCGGGUCCCCAUAGCGCGCGGCGGAGAAACACUGGGAGGGUACGGCUGCGGUGGCGGAAAGAGCCAGCAGUCCCACCCCCCUCCGCCCGCCACUCUCAGCAUGGCUGCCCCUGUGGAAGUGGGGGAGGGAGCGUCCCACCUCUCGCAGGCCCCAGAGGGGCGGGCCCCGGAAACCAAGAAGCUUCAGCCGACCAAUGGGGAGAGUAUACAUUCGAUAUCUGGGGCUUGGAUAGCAGCAACACAAAGGAUUCUUCCUACACCAUAAGAAAAGCUUUUCUAAUGUCAAGUAAUGGAGCAAGCUAUAGAAGGAGGGGGAAGAAGAUAGCCUCCCAGUGUCCAAGUAUUGCUGUGUCCCUGUGCUGGAGGAGCUUUGUGCAGCAGAUGCUGUGUCUGAGGAACGAUACCAUUUUUAAGCCAGCCUUUUCUCUCUUAAGGGUCAGCACUUCAAGAGAAAAUCCCAUCUGUUCUGCAGGUGGCAUUCUGAUGGGUACCAGUCGGCACUACAAGACAAAGCCUACCCAUGGCAUUGGAAGAUACAAGCACCUAGUUAAAGCUCAGGAGCCCAAGAAGAAGAAAGGAAAAGUGGAAGUUAGACCCAUUAAUUUGGGGACAGAUUAUGAAUAUGGGAUUUUAAACAUUCACUUGACUGCAUAUGACAUGGCCGUGGCAGAGAGUUAUGCCCAAUAUGUUCACAACCUCUGCAACCAUCUAUCCAUUAAAGUUGAGGAAAGUUAUGCUAUGCCCACCAAAACCAUGGAGGUGUUGCGGCUGCAGGACCAAGGCAGCAAAAUGCUCCUGGACUCAGUUCUUACCACGCAUGAGCGAGUGGUUCAGAUCAGUGGUUUGAAUGCUACAUUUGCAGAGAUUUUUUUGGAAAUAAUCCAAAGCAAUCUUCCUGAAGGAGUCAGAUUGUCAGUGAAGGAGCACUCUGAAGAAGACUUCAAGGGCAGGUUCAAAGCUCGGCCAGAACUGGAAGAACUGUUGGCCAAGUUGAACUAGCUCAUUGCAGACCCUUUCAUGUCAGGCUUGGUGAUAUUGAGUGCCAAACGGAAGAUCUUCCUGAGUGGUGAAAGUUAAGCAGAAGACCCUGACCUUUAGAUAUCAUAACUACCCAUCCCUAUGAGCCAGGAAUGCCUCCUCUCUUGUAUGGAGAAGUGCUUGCCAAUUGUCACCACUUUCCUUUGAGCCAACCUAAGACAUCCUCCAUCUAAUAAAAAUCUGCAGCUGA